AUGCUACUGCCGUCGUUGUCCUUGUCGAUAUUGCUCCCUCUUCUUCCCUUCGCACAUUCAUCCUUCUACGACAAUCCGGAACUCGAGAUCCCGCCCGAGUCUGGCAGUCCGCUGGAGGACUUGAAAGCGAAAUGGGACUUUGAUUGGGGUUUCUCAGGAAUAGCAACAUUCGCCCAUCUCAGACAUGUAAAAUGCUUGACCACCCCGUACGAGCCGUUUGAUAUCGGCAUCAUUGGCGCCCCCUUUGACACUGCCGUGAGUUAUCGACCUGGAGCUCGCUUUGGCCCUCGCGCCAUCCGCGCCGCCUCUUCACGCCAGACAUCCUUCCGGGGCUUCAACCAUCGUGCGCACAUAAACCCCUACACGUCCUGGCCUUUAGUACUCGAUUGUGGAGAUAUUCCCAUCACCCCCUUCGACAACGCUUUGGCCCUGCACCAAAUGUCCUCCGCUUACAUAGAACUCCUCUCUCGCCGACCACUGAGUUACAAGAACCCGGAGAGUCAUGAGCACCCCAAGCUGAUUACCCUGGGUGGAGACCACUCCAUCGCUCUUCCCGCGCUGAGGGCGCUGGAGAAGAUCUACAAGCAGCCAAUCGCCGUGUUACAUUUCGACGCCCACCUGGACACCUGGCAUCCGGGAGCCUACCCGACCAAAUGGGCGUCGACGCCCACACAGGCCGACUUCACGCACGGGACGAUGUUCUGGCUCGCAUCUCAAGAAGGACUCAUUAACAACGGGUCCUCGGUGCACGCGGGACUGCGGACGCGGCUUCUCGGCGACGACUUCCACGACUACGAGGACGACGAACGCCAGGGGUUCCUGCGCAUCGAGUCCGACGACAUCGACAGCGUCGGCGUCAAGGGCAUCAUUGACCUGAUCAUGGAGCAGAUGGGGACAUCCACACCCGUUUACUUGUCUGUAGACAUCGACGUGAUCGACCCCGGUCUGGCGCCGGGGACAGGCACACCGGAGCCAGGCGGCUGGACGACGCGCGAGCUGAUCCAGAUCCUGCGCGGCGUGGAAGGCCUGAACCUCGUGGGCGCCGACAUCGUCGAAGUCAGCCCCGCGUACGAGGCGGGGCACGGCGAAGCCACAGCGCUGGCUGGCGCACAGGUCGUGUACGAGAUCUUGACGAGCAUGGUCAAGCGCGGCUUAAAGGAUAGAGGGGAGGACGUCGUCAUUGAGAAGCCUGGCAGGAAGAUCACUCCGAAGGAAGGCUUUGUGGCAAAGGUCCAGGAGGUUUUGAGAGAUGAACUGUGA
Molecule: messenger RNA, 1260 nt
Organism: Cladophialophora psammophila CBS 110553
Lineage: Eukaryota; Fungi; Ascomycota; Eurotiomycetes; Chaetothyriales; Herpotrichiellaceae
Product: agmatinase
Exons: 3
Coding region: 1-1260 (419 amino acids)
Molecular function (GO): agmatinase activity; metal ion binding
Source: RefSeq, a predicted model, not a curated record